GUUGGCCUUUGUGCAUGUCGGAAACCUUGAAUGCUAUUCUCUUUGCUGCAUUAGGCAAAGGUGCCCAUUCCGCGUGUGGUGACCGCCGCGCAACCCCUCUUUUUUCACAACGCGUCUCAGACAGCACCCACGACAUCGCAUUGGCUAUGGCUUCAGCAGUGCUCCCAAAAUAAUUAAUGUUGGGACGCGCCGACAUACCUAUCCAAAUCGCUUGUGAGUGGUUUGCAACAAAUACCAGCCAUAGCAGCAUGACUUGGGCACCUUCGAAGCACUGGUCGACAGCACAUUCUCACCAUCCACGAUCACUGCAGCAUGGUUCAUAGGCCUGCUGCAACAGAAAAGAUGAGCCCAUCCAACUCGCCGGGCAAUCCUCCGGCUGCUACGAGUGGCUCCAAAUCGAGGGCUGGAGCCAACGCGGAGCCACCACUUCGCCGGCUUCUCCCCACAUCCCGCCCGCCAGCGCGCGCAGGGUCCGAGAUUGAGAUACCGCGUCGCAGGAGGACAUACACCACGGCUGCUUGUGAAGCCUGCAGAGAGCGAAAAGCAAAGUGCAAUGCCGAACGUCCGUCUUGUGCCUAUUGCGUGAAUGCAGAUAUCCCGUGUGUGUACGACACAUCGGCAAGAAAUGAGACGCAUUCUCAAGCUCUCAAGCGCAAGUUUGGUGAGCUUGAGGCGCGAGCCGCCGUCUAUGUUGAGCUGUACGAGCUUCUUCAAGACAGAUCCGACAUUGAGUCUGCUGAAAUUUUCAAGCGCAUCCGGAUGGGAGGUCCCCCGGAAAGUAUUCUACGCCGCAUCAAAGAAGGGGAUUUACUUCUACAGCUGUCACUGAAACCCGAGAUGCGCUUCCGAUAUGUUUCCCAUACGUUAGCGAGUUGCCGGCUCACUUGUACCGCCCCGACAAUCCCUACAUCGAGUCUUGUAUCUAUGAGUGGUCUGCAUUGCAACACAGUGGCUUUGAGAUGUCACAUGCACCAACAAACGCACAACCGACUCACCGAGAAGCUCGUCCUCACCUGA
This is a messenger RNA of Podospora pseudopauciseta, 1017 nucleotides long. RefSeq lists its product as uncharacterized. The transcript has 2 exons. NCBI's taxonomy places the organism in Eukaryota, Fungi, Ascomycota, Sordariomycetes, Sordariales, Podosporaceae. Gene Ontology annotation, biological process: regulation of DNA-templated transcription. Gene Ontology annotation, molecular function: zinc ion binding; DNA-binding transcription factor activity, RNA polymerase II-specific. The record is from RefSeq and is a predicted model, not a curated record. Bases 313 to 1017 code for a protein of 234 amino acids.